AUGGGCUCCAACCAGACUUCCAAUUCCUCCAACAGGACCUCCAACGAAACAUCUAGCGAGGUCCCCGUCCAAACAUCUAACCAGACUCCCAACCAGCGCUCCAACAACAACACCCAAAACCCCUCCGCCAAAGCUCAGCCCAAGGUUGACGAUGUAUUUGCCUUCCCCCACCCAGCAGGCGACGGCAUGCGUCGCUACAUGGCCCCUUCUCUCUUCCAGCCGCAUAAUGCUCGCCAGGCGAUUCGAGAUGCGCAUGCCAAAAAGAUCCCCCCACUCAUUGGGUACUAUGCCGGCCUGAGCUCGAUUGCCAUUACCCGGUUUGUGGCGCCCAUGGGGUUUGACAUGGUGUGGAUUGACUGGGAGCAUACAAGUUGUGGGGUUGAGAGGAUGACUACCAUGGUACAUGAGAUCAUGUUCAUGUCCGGAGGGCGCACGAUCCCCUUCGUCCGCAUCCCUGGAAACGACCACGCUUCCAUAGGCUACGCUCUCGACGCCGGCGCAUCCCUUAUCAUCCCCCAAGUCGAGACUCCCUCCCAAGCCCGCCACGCAAUCGCUGCCUCCAAGUUCGGCGCCUCGCAAGGCGGCACCCGCUCCGUGCCCCCCUUCCGCCUGAUCCCCGGUCUCACCGACCUGCCCGCCGACGGUUUAGACUCAGGCCGCGACGUCUGGAAGAACUGGAAUGACCGCGCCGCGGUGAUGAUCCAGAUCGAGUCCCUCAAGGGGAUUGAAAACCUGGACAGUAUACUAACCGAGGUGCCGGAGAUAGAUAUCGUGUGGUUAGGAGCGCUGGACUGCAGGGUAAGCAUGGGUCUGAGCGCGAACUUAGGGAUGGGGGAGGAGAAGGAGUGGGUGGAGGCGGUGGAGAGGUUUAGGGAGGUUUGUAAGAAGCAUGAUAAACCGAUGGGGGGUUUCUGUUUUGUGGGCGGAGAGAAUAUGGUGAAGAUGGCGAGGGAUUAUAGCUUGUUGGUGCAUUGUGCGGAUGUGCUGAAGUUGUAUGAGAUGUUUGGAGCGCUGGUGGAAGCGAGAGGGGUGUUGAUGAAGGCGGGGAUUGGGGCAAACUAA
Molecule: messenger RNA, 1062 nt
Organism: Thermochaetoides thermophila DSM 1495
Lineage: Eukaryota; Fungi; Ascomycota; Sordariomycetes; Sordariales; Chaetomiaceae
Exons: 3
Coding region: 1-1062 (353 amino acids)
Cellular component (GO): cytoplasm
Molecular function (GO): aldehyde-lyase activity
Source: RefSeq, a predicted model, not a curated record